Dioscorea cayenensis subsp. rotundata (Guinea yam) is the source of this 1805-nucleotide messenger RNA. Its product is annotated as zinc finger CCCH domain-containing protein 13. The transcript is spliced from 11 exons. Gene Ontology annotation, molecular function: metal ion binding. Bases 138 to 1520 code for a protein of 460 amino acids. NCBI's taxonomy places the organism in Eukaryota, Viridiplantae, Streptophyta, Magnoliopsida, Dioscoreales, Dioscoreaceae. The record is from RefSeq and is a predicted model, not a curated record.
UCGGCCUCGUCCGGGGUUCGUCAUUUUCUCUGAAUGGAGUUUAUCGUCUAGGGUUUCUAUUUCUCUCUUUUUGGAUCUCAAUCUCGAUCUACAUCCAAAGCUUCAAUCUUCUCUAGCUGUAUAGUUCUUCAAUCGAGAUGUUGGGGCGGAGGUCCUACAAGACGAAGCCAUGCAUACUCUUCCAGAGGGGCCGGUGUCAUCGCCAGAACUGCACCUUUGCCCAUGGAGAGGCUGAGCUCCGCCGCGCCCCUGGCCCUCCCUUCAAUGGUAGACGAGACUAUAAAGGUGGUGACUUGAGAGAUAAACUUGACCGAAGGCAUUCUCCCCAGGGAAGAUAUUCUCCUGGGAGAGAUAGAAGAGGGCAUCAUCUAUUGCAUAGUAAGAAACCACUCCUACAUGAUCGGGGUCUAAGCCUUUCAAGGUCUCCUGCCAGAAGGAGGAUGAGGCAACAUUCUGAUGGACAAAGUGAUCAUUCUGAAAGCUUCAAGAGAUCCAUUGGUGAUGAUGAACAAAUGAAAGAAGAUGCGAAUUCUUCAUAUGACAAGAAUGAUGUCCUUGAAGAUGAGUUGAGGCAGAUUGAGGACGCUAUUGAAAAGCUUGAUGAAGACAAAACUCAUCUAGAGAGAGUGUUGGAAGAUAAGGGUGAUGAAGCAGACAAACUUAUGAGAAGAAUCGAGGAUCUUGAGAGACAAUUGAAUAAAGAAGAGGAAAAUUGUAAAAGGAUUACAUCAAAGAUUAAAAAGUUCACCAAAGUUUAUGGACGAUACUUGAAGAUACAGGAGGAGUUGAAAAGGGCAGAAGUUCGUUUCCAAAGAUUUGGUGAUCAGGUUGGGUUAGAUGUUUCAAAGCCUAGUGUCACUGAAGAUUCUAGUUUAAAUAUUGGAAGUGAUGGGGAGGCAAACCGUGACAAUAAUAUAAACUCCAAGAAUGUUGAGCUGCCAAACCAUGCUUCCACAUCGAAGAAGAGAUCUCGUCUCCAUCCUCCAUAUGGUGAUGAAGCAAAACUAGGGAGUUCCCGAAAGAGAGAGAGGUUUUCAACUGGGGCUUCAAGGUCAGAAAAACAUGCUAUAACAGAAGGAACCGGCCUACAUUCAGAACAUAAUAGCAAGGAAACAGAUUUGGUGAAAGGUAAAGUAACCACAAAAGUCAUCUACAAUUCCGUGACCGAUGACAGUAAGCAAAAUCGAGGGAAAAACAGCCCUAGCAUUUAUUCUCUUGAUAAGCAGCGGAAGGGUUCUGAUGUUAUGCAUACAAUGCCACCAACUAGUAUGGCUGCUCAUGCAGUGGAUGAACUCACUGAGGCCAUUGAAAUUGAGGGUAGACCUGAGGCCCUGGAAGCUAAUGCAGUUAAACAAAGUGGAAUUUUGGAUAACAAACUCACGGCAUCGUAUAUUCCUCCAAUACCUCUUUUUACUAAAAACGCUUACAAACAGUUUGAAGGUGAUGACGAAGAAGUUGAUGUUGAAAAGGUUGACUCUGGAAUGGUCGACGAAAAUAUCAACAGUGAUGUUGAAAUCUGAGCAAACUCCAAGUGACCUCUCGUCUGACAAAUUUCAGAAUACCAUCAGUUUGUGAAUUUUGCUAAAUGUGGAAGGGACUGGUCCGAGUAUUUGUACUAACAUGCUCUUUUCUAAAUUGCCAUUUGUUUCAAUCCCUUUCUGUUUUUUUUUUCUUAGUUAGUCUUUCAGUCCCCAAAUGUACAGGCCUUUUGUCUGAUCCCAUGGUUUUAGUGAUUUGAUAACAUUAACAGUAGGACCGGUCUGCUAAUGUCUUUUGUUUUUUCUGGUAGUAGUGCACCUUUAUUA